CAACAGCAAGGGUAUUCAUCUCUGACAUGUCUACUUCACUCAAUCUAGGUAUGUCAUACACAAGUACGGUGGCCCACAGGGGACACCCUACUUCAGAUUCACCAUGAGACUGCAGGUAUAACAGUCGAGGUGGACUCAGAGCCAGCACCACAAAUUGGUCUUCAGUCCAACACACAUCACCAGACUACUGAAGAGAAACAUUUGGAUCAAGUCUGUGGUAAGACCAGAUUAUUUCGAGCCAGGAGGAAUCACUGAUAACACCACCAGUCAGGAUGAGUUACCUGACCUCUGACUCUAACCAGACAGGGAACAUUGACACCUUUAUCCGACCCCCUUACUUCUUCAUCAGUGGUUUCAUCGACAUCCCCCACAUGAACUACUAUUACGUCUUCCUCUGCUUCGUAUACAUCAUCUCUCUGGUGGGCAACACCUUCGUCAUGAUGGUUAUCUACAUGGACAGCAGUCUCCACAGCCCCAAGUACAUUGCUGUGUUCAACCUGGCCUUCGCAGACGUGUGUGGGAGCACUGCCCUGGUCCCCAAGCUCCUGGAUAUGUUCCUGUUCAGCAGACAGCUCAUCUCCUACAACCAGUGCCUCGCUAGCCUCUUCUUCAUCUUCCUCUUCCUCACCAUGCAGUCCUUCAACCUCACCAUCCUCUCCUACGACAGACUGGUGGCCAUCUGCUGCCCACUCAGGUACCAUAUGAUGGUGACCUACAGGUCCAUGUUCCAGCUGACGGGUGCUGCCUGGGCGUUUGCUGUGUUCCUGGUGUUGCUGGCUGUGUGCCUCAUCAACCGACUCUCCUUCUGUCGGUCUCUGGUGAUCAACAGCUACUUCUGUGACCACGGUCCCCUGUUCCGUCUGGCGGCCCCCUGUUCUGAUGUGGUCCCUAACAUAGUGAUGUCUUAUCUCAACCCCUGUAUAGUCCUCUAUUUCCCCAUGGUCUUCAUCAUAUCAUCAUACAUCUGUAUCACACACGCCCUGUUCACCAUCACACUGCCCCAGGACAGCUCUCUCAGAGUCAGAGCCGUGAAGACGUGUACCUCACACCUGAUACUCGUAGCCAUAUUCUACCUGCCUAUUAAUUUCACCUUCCUCCUUCACCCAAUCAUACCAACCAACGCCCGGAUCAUCAACCUCUCUCUGACCUCGGUGCUGCCGCCCAUGCUCAACCCCAUCAUAUAUGUUCUGAAGACAGAGGAGUUUAAGGAAUCGGCCAAGAAGCUGCUUAGUAAAAGAGGAGCACAGAGAGCUGUAGCGCCGGUGCAAUCAACAUGAAGUGCUAUUUGACUUGUUUUUGUUUGAUAUGCUGUGUAAGAUAUACUGUAUCUGCCAUAGUGAAAACUGUUGCUUCACUUAAAUUGUUUUUCUUCAAAAUGAAAUAUUUAUAUUAUUUUGGCGAUAUGCCUUU
This is a messenger RNA of Salmo salar (Atlantic salmon), 1410 nucleotides long. Lineage: Eukaryota; Metazoa; Chordata; Actinopteri; Salmoniformes; Salmonidae. The record is from RefSeq and is a predicted model, not a curated record.